AUGCCUUUUCUUCGGAGGUGUGUGUUCGGCGAAUCGGAGAAAUCCCAAGGCAGCGUUCGACCUUACGGACACCACUUUCUCCAGGGUCUGGAGUCCCUUACCAUUGACGACUAUAAUGGUAAGGGUGAACGCCUUCGCACAGAGAUCAUCCUGGCUGGUCUUUUCAUGAACUCACCCCUGCCUCGCCGCCUCGAAGUGAAGCAUCCUCCACAGUUCGCAUAUAUCAAAGGCAACCUCCGGACGCUAUGGGAAGACUCAAAGCCUCUCGCGGAGAACGUAGAAGAGGUCCUUGUCUUCUGCGGUGAUGACCCACAGGACGACAUGUCAGCCGUAGUGGCGUUUCCGAAGCUGAAAUCGCUCCGGGCUGAAUUUCGGGACGGACCAACCAGCUUCCUAGACUUUUUCUCUUUUCCGCACCCGCGCCCGCAAAUCCCAAGGGCUCUCCUCAAUGUCUCUAAGACGUUAGAAACUCUCUCCCUGAGGACCUCUCCGGAGACUUACCCGGCCGAAGACCGUUGGCAAUCCAAAAGGUACCCGUCCUCGUUGUCGACCUUAAAGCAGAUGACCAAGCUGAAGGACUUGACGACGGAGUCUAUCUGGCUCUUUGGGUCCGCGGACCCGGCCGUCGCCCUGCAGCUGCCGCAUCUCCUGCCGCCGUCUCUUGCUCGGCUGCACCUGACCGACUUUUGGGGCAACUCCGAUCCGGCCGAGUUCUACCCCGAAUUUCCAGACGGCUGGAGCCCGCUUGAGUUCUAUUCUCAGGUCUUCCAGGCCCUCCCAAUCGGUGAUUUCAAGAGCAAUGCUCCCGACUUCCUGGAUUUGCUAAAGGUGUCUCGAUAG
Diaporthe citri is the source of this 840-nucleotide messenger RNA. RefSeq lists its product as uncharacterized. Lineage: Eukaryota; Fungi; Ascomycota; Sordariomycetes; Diaporthales; Diaporthaceae. The coding region runs from base 1 to 840 and encodes 279 amino acids. The record is from RefSeq and is a predicted model, not a curated record. The transcript is spliced from 2 exons.